Messenger RNA from Hypomesus transpacificus, 1095 nucleotides. RefSeq names its product actin-3-like. Gene Ontology annotation, molecular function: aspartic-type endopeptidase activity. Gene Ontology annotation, biological process: proteolysis. Lineage: Eukaryota; Metazoa; Chordata; Actinopteri; Osmeriformes; Osmeridae. The transcript has a single exon. The record is from RefSeq and is a predicted model, not a curated record. Bases 1 to 1095 code for a protein of 364 amino acids.
AUGGAUGGCAGUGAGGACUUCAUGGAGAAUGUGGCUAUUGUAAUUGACCCUGGAUCGGGCUAUACCAGAGCGGGAUUUUCCGGAACUGAGAGGCCAAAAACUGUGACAAAAUCACUGGUUCAAAUGAAAAUGAUGGACCAAUGUUAUUUUGGAUUACAAAUUCCCAGCAAGGGCUCAGAUAACCUCAGUCUCAAGAGUCCAGUCACCAAUGGAAUUAUUACUGACUGGGAUUCCACAGAGAAGCUUUGGAGUCACAUAAUUUAUGAAAAGCUGCAGGUGUGCCCCAAAGAGCAUGGCAUUCUGGUCACCGAUCCUGCAUUUUCACCCAUCUAUAACAGAGAGAAAAUAGCUGAGCUUCUCUUUGAGAAGUUUUCUGCCCCAGCCAUGUAUGUUAACUACCAGCCAGUGUUAUCUAUGUACUCUUCUGGACUAGUCACUGGUUUAAUAGUGGACUCAGGUGCUAGUAUGACCUCAGUUUCCCCUGUCUGCAAUGGGUACUGUUUACCUCAUGCCACCUUUCACAUGGACCUUGCUGGGCAGGCUAUAUCAGACUAUCUCAGUAAGCUGAUUAAAGAUCUUGGCUAUGGCUACAUUUCCUGUGUGGAGGAGAUGAAGAAGAGCUGCUACAUUUCCCAGAAUUAUGAGACAGAGCUGAGGGGGGAGCUGAGACGCCAACCACUAGACUAUCGGCUCCCAGAUGGCACCACUUUCAGCCUGGGAGACGAACGCUUCCUCUGCCCUGAGAUCCUCUUCCACCCCUCCAUCGCUGGGGUGUCUAAGCCUGGGGUGCACGUCAUGGCAAUGAACAGCUUGCAGAAGUGCAACCCCGAGUGGCGGGAUGCCUUGAUGACCAACGUGGUGUUGUGUGGAGGCUCCUCCCUGUUCAGUGGGCUAACAGAGCGUCUGCAGAUGGAGAUGGAGAAGUUGGCCCCGAGGGAUUCUGGGGUCAGAGUGAUGUCAGGUCCCCAUCAGGAAUGUUCCUCCUGGGUGGGGGGCUCCAUCAUCACUUGCCUUAGCAGCUUCCAGCCCAUGUGGGUGAAGAGGCAGGAGUACGAGGAGGAGGGCUCUGCUGUGGUGCGCAAGAGAUGCUUCUAG